Molecule: messenger RNA, 5835 nt
Organism: Carlito syrichta (Philippine tarsier)
Lineage: Eukaryota; Metazoa; Chordata; Mammalia; Primates; Tarsiidae
Gene: NR3C2
Product: nuclear receptor subfamily 3 group C member 2
Exons: 10
Coding region: 286-3240 (984 amino acids)
Biological process (GO): regulation of DNA-templated transcription
Molecular function (GO): sequence-specific DNA binding; DNA-binding transcription factor activity; zinc ion binding
Source: RefSeq, a predicted model, not a curated record
CUUCCCUGUGCCCGUCCUGGCCCUGCCCCUGCCCCCUCCUCUCAGCCCCUCCGCGCCCGGGGUGUCAUUGGGAGACGCCAGCCAACUUCAGGCUGCUCAAAGGAAGCCCGUGCAGUCACCUGGGUGCAAGAGCGUUGCUGCCUCGGGCUCUCCCGCUGCAGGGAGAGCGGCACUCGCUGGCCUGGAUGUGGUUGGAUUUGGGGGGGCUCCGCAGCAGGGCUGUCGUGGCGGUGGCACGCGCUGCAACAGGUAGACGGCGAGAGACGGACCCCGGCCGAGGCAGCUAUGGAGACCAAAGGCUACCACAGUCUCCCUGAAGGUCUAGAUAUGGAAAGACGGUGGGGUCAAGCUUCUCAGACUGUGGAGCGCUCUUCCCUGGGACCUACAGAGAGGACUGAUGAGAGUAACUAUAUGGAGAUUGUCGACGUCAGCUGUGUUUCCGGUGCUAUUCCAAACAACAGUACUCAAGGAAGCAGCAAAGAAAAACACGAACUACUCCCUUGCCUUCAGCAAGACCAUAAUCGUCCUGGGAUUUUAACAUCUGAUAUUAAAACUGAGCUGGAAUCUAAGGAACUUUCAGCAACUGUUGCUGAGUCCAUGGGUUUGUACAUGGAUUCCGUAAGGGAUGCCGACUAUGCCUACGACCAGCACAACCCACAAGGAAGCAUGAGCCCAGCGAAGAUUUAUCAAAAUGUUGAACAGCUGGUAAAAUUUUACAAAGAAAAUGGCCAUCGUCCUUCCACUCUAAGCAGUGUGAGCAGGCCCUUGAGAUCAUUUAUGUCCGACUCUGGGAGCUCCGUGAAUGGCGGGGUCAUGCGUGCCGUUGUGAAAAGCCCCAUCGUGGGUCAUGAGAAGAGCCCGUCUGUUUGCAGCCCUCUGAACAUGACAUCUUCGGUUUGCAGCCCUGCUGGAAUCAACUCUGUGUCCUCCACUACGGCCAGCUUUGGCAGUUUCCCAGUGCACAGCCCCAUCACCCAGGGAACUCCUCUGACUUGCUCCCCUAACGUAGAAAAUCGAGGCUCCAGGUCACACAGCCCCACACACGCUAGCAAUGUGGCCUCUCCUCUCUCAAGCCCAUUAAGUAGCAUGAAAUCCCCAAUUUCUAGUCCUCCAAGUCACUGCAGUGUAAAAUCUCCAGUCUCCAGUCCUAACAACAUCACUCUGCGAUCCUCUGUGUCCAGCCCUGCAAAUAUCAACAACUCAAGGUGCUCUGUUUCCAGCCCUUCCAAUACCAAUAACAGAUCCACGCUUUCCAGCCCGGCAGCCAGUACUGUGGGAUCUAUCUGUAGCCCUGUAAACCAUGCCUUCAGCUACGCCACUUCUGGCACCUCCACUGGACCCAGUGCCACCCGGGAUGUGGCUCCUAGUCCAGACACACACGAGAAAGGUGCUCAAGAAGUCCCUUUUCCUAAGACUGAGGAGGUGGAGAGUGCCAUCUCCAACGGUGGGACUGGCCAGCUUAGCAUUGUCCAGUACAUAAAACCAGAACCGGAUGGCGCUUUUAGCAGCUCAUGUCUGGCAGGAAACAGCAAAAUAAAUUCAGAGUCUCCGUUUUCAGUACCAAUAAAACAAGAAUCAACCAAGCAUUCAUGUUCAGGCGCCUCUUUUAAAGGGAAUCCAACAGUAAACCCAUUUCCAUUUAUGGAUGGCUCGUAUUUUUCCUUUAUGGAUGAUAAAGACUAUUAUUCUCUAUCAGGAAUUUUAGGACCACCUGUGCCAGGCUUUGAUGGUAACUGUGAAGGCAGUGGGUUCCCAGUGGGGAUCAAACAAGAACCAGAUGAUGGGAGCUAUUACCCAGAGGCCAGCAUCCCUUCGUCUGCCAUAGUUGGUGUGAAUUCAGGUGGGCAGUCCUUUCACUACAGGAUUGGUGCUCAAGGUACAAUAUCUUUAUCACGUUCGGCUAGAGACCAAUCUUUCCAACACCUGAGUUCCUUUCCUCCUGUCAAUACUUUAGUGGAGUCAUGGAAAUCACACAGUGACCUGUCAUCUAGAAGAAGUGAUGGAUAUCCGGUCCUAGAAUACAUUCCAGAAAAUGUAUCAAGCUCUACUUUACGAAGUGUUUCUACUGGAUCCUCAAGACCUUCCAAAAUAUGUUUGGUGUGUGGGGAUGAGGCUUCAGGAUGUCAUUAUGGGGUAGUAACCUGUGGCAGCUGCAAAGUUUUCUUCAAAAGAGCAGUGGAAGGGCAACACAACUAUUUAUGUGCUGGAAGAAAUGAUUGCAUCAUUGAUAAGAUUCGACGAAAGAAUUGUCCUGCCUGCAGACUUCAGAAAUGUCUUCAAGCUGGAAUGAAUUUAGGAGCCCGAAAGUCAAAGAAGUUGGGAAAGUUGAAAGGGAUUCACGAGGAACAGCCGCAGCAGCAGCCGCCACCCCCACCACCCCCGCCCCCCCAGAGCCCCGAGGAAGGGACAACGUAUGUGGCUCCCGCCAAAGAGCCCUCCGUCAACACCGCGCUGGUUCCCCAGCUCUCCGCAAUCACACGAGCACUCACGCCUUCCCCUAGUAUGGUCCUUGGGAGCAUUGAACCUGAAAUUGUGUACGCAGGCUACGACAGCUCAAAACCAGACACGGCCGAAAAUCUGCUCUCCACUCUCAACCGCUUGGCAGGCAAACAGAUGAUUCAAGUCGUGAAGUGGGCAAAGGUACUUCCAGGAUUUAAAAACUUGCCUCUUGAGGACCAAAUUACCCUAAUCCAGUAUUCUUGGAUGUGUCUAUCAUCAUUUGCCUUGAGCUGGAGAUCGUACAAACAUACGAACAGCCAAUUUCUCUAUUUUGCACCAGACCUAGUCUUUAAUGAAGAGAAGAUGCACCAGUCUGCCAUGUACGAGCUAUGCCAGGGGAUGCACCAGAUCAGCCUCCAGUUCGUUCGACUGCAGCUUUCCUUUGAAGAAUAUACCAUCAUGAAAGUCUUGCUGCUGCUAAGCACAAUUCCAAAGGAUGGCCUCAAAAGCCAGGCUGCAUUUGAAGAAAUGAGGACAAAUUACAUCAAAGAACUGAGGAAGGUGGUAACUAAGUGUCCCAACAAUUCUGGACAGAGCUGGCAGAGAUUCUACCAACUGACCAAGCUUCUCGACUCCAUGCAUGACCUGGUGAGUGACCUGCUGGAGUUCUGCUUCUAUACCUUCCGAGAGUCCCAGGCCCUGAAGGUGGAGUUCCCCGCCAUGCUGGUGGAGAUCAUCAGCGACCAGCUGCCCAAGGUGGAGUCGGGGAAUGCCAAGCCACUGUACUUCCACAGGAAGUGACGGGCGCCGCGUCGCCAGGAGAACUUUGCCUUAAGUUUCCCCGGGUGAUUCCACACCCACGAAGGACCCGAGAAAUCGUCUUUUUAACCUGUGCUGGUCGAUUCACAUGUGUUCAGCAGUUUCUCAAGUUUAAAGUCAUGUCGGGGGGUUGGAGCUGGGUGAGCCGUUUUCCAAGGAUCUGGCAGGGCCCCAGCGGUCCACAGGAUGCUCCCCUCUCCAGGUCCAGCGCUUAGAAACCUGUUCCUGUUCCUCUGGAUGAAAAGCCAUAUCUAGUCAAUAACUCUCUGAUUUUGAUAUUUUAACAGAUGGAAGUUUUAACUAUGCCAUGUAGUUUCUGGUAUCGUUUGCUUGUUUUAAAAGGGUUCAAGGACUAACGAACUUUUUAAAAGCUUACCCUUGGUUUGCACAUAAAACGUAUAGUCAAUAUGGGGCAUUAAUAUUCUUUUGUUAUUUAAAAAAACACAAAAAAAGAAAAAAUAUAUACAGAUUCCUGUUGUGUAAUAACAGAACACGUGGCGGGGGAAAGCAGCCCCCUGGGGUUCUCGCCGGCCCCAUCCCCAGAUCCUCUGCAUCACUGGUAUACACACUCAUUAGCGUCCAUUUAUUAUUUAAUUAGAAUGGAUAAGAUGUUAAAACAAAUGCCUUGGUUUCGAUUUCUAGUAUCUAUUGUGUUGGCUUUACAAAUAAUUUUUUGCAGUCUUUUGCUGUGCUGUACAUUACUGUAUGUAUAAAUUGUGAAGGACCUGAAAUAAGGUAUAAGGAUCUUUUGUAAAUGAGACACAUACAAAACAAAUCUUUAAUGGUUAAUAGGAUGAAUGGGAAAGUAUUUUUGAAAGAAUUCUAUUUUGCUGGAGACUAUUUAAGUACUAUCUUUGUCUAAACAAACAAGGUAAAACUUUUUUUUUUGUAAAGUGAAAUGUUCUGCAUGCACAAUGAACCGUUUACAGUGUAUUUAAGAAAGGGAGAGCUGUGCCUUUUUUAGCUUCAUAUCUAAUUUACCAUUUUACAGUCUCUGUUGUAAAUAACCACACUGAAACCUCUUUGGUUGUCUCUAAGCCUUUCUACGUUUUUCUGUACUUUUUUGUUUUGUUCUUGGUCUCCCACUCGGGGUGUUUGUGCGACUUGAGCACGUUUGCUGGCUUCUGCUUCAUCCUAGUCCAUUGGGGAACACCACACUGCAGUGUCUGCAGCUCCUUGAAGGUGUCACUUGGUGACAUGCGUGGAAGAGAAGGCCCAGGGAGUGCUGCAGCUUUAGGAAAGCUGCCUCUUCUCCCUCUUCCUGCAGAAGCAGAACCGGCACUAGGACAGUGACACUGGGAAAUCGAUGGCUCAGAGAGCAUGCUUUCCUCCCAUCUUAGAAAAUCAGAUUUUCUCCUGGUGGGGGGAAGAAAAAAAAAAAAUCCGUGCACUUUCUCUGUCAAAGAUCAGCUAUUUCCCUUCUGAUCUUGGAAAGGGGUCCUGAGCUCUUGGAUCCAGUCAUGGGAACACGCAGAGCAUGACAGAAAGCACUGGGACGGCCCAUCUCAGCAAGGUUCAGUCUGAACAGUGUGGAGACUGGGAGAUCAUUAGAGGGUUUUUAGAUUUUUAAAAGGUAGGUUUUAAAAAUAAAUUUUAUAUGUAAACAGUUUUGGAGAAAAAACAAAACAAAACUACAGAUCAUAUAAGCAAGACAGUGGCACUCAAAUUUUUAAUUCAUUAAUCUGUCCGGCACUGAUGCAAUGGAUGGCUUUUCUAUGGCCCCAAAUCACAGACAUCAAUAUCUUUGGGGAAACUAACAAUAUGAUUGCACUAAAUAAACUUCUUGGGGAUAGAGGCCAAAUUAAUCUUUGCAAAGUGAUGAUAAUCAUCAGGUACUCAGUGAAAUCGCAGGAUUUUCCAAAACCUAAAAGCUACAGCUGGAGAGGCCCGAGGCCAGGAGAAGGCAGCAGUCAGAUCAACACUUUCUCCAGGGUUCACCAUGCGGGCAACAUUACUUUGUCUUUCAGAAGACACCUGCCUUAUGCAAGGGGAAACCUGGGGGCGCUGCACUCAGAGGGAGGAGUUUUUCUGACAUAAUUUGCAAUUUCAGGAAUUUAAUUUAUAGGCAGAUCUUUAAAUACAGUCAACUCACAUGCACAGCAAUAUGAAAGCCACACUUCGAAGGUGAGAAACCCACGGCAUGCAGACUAGGAGUUUCUGGGAAAGAAAUGGCUUCCAAAAGCAGCUUUGAGUUCAGACAUAGCUUUUUCCAAAAUGGGAAUUCUGACUUGACCAGGCUUGGGAUGGAGACGCUCUGUAUCAGCUUUUUGUAUUAACAAAGUUACUGGCUCAUCGUGUGUCUCCAGGUAACUUUGCUUGAUUAAACAGCAAAGCCAUAUUCUAAAUUCACUGUUGAAUGCCUGUCCCAGUCCAAAUAGUCUGUCUGCUCUUAUUUUUGUACCAUAUUGCUCUCAAAAAUCUUGGUUUGGUACAAUUCAUAAUUCACCAAAACUUCAUAUAAUUAAAAAAACACUAAAAUUAGUUUAAAAUGAAGCAAUUUAUAUCUUUAUGCAAAAACAUAUGUCUGUCUUUGCAAAGGACUGUAAGCAGAUUACAAUAAAUCCUUUACUUUAAUCA